AUGGACGUCGACGAAAUUAUAUCAUAUUUAGAAAUUCAAAUCGACGAUAAUUACCGAGUGAUCCGCCCAUACGUUCCAUUAAUUUCGCGUCUUUUGUUGUGCUCCACAUUCUUCGAAGAUGGCUUUCGCAUGCUUUUCCAAUUUUCCGCACAAAUCGAAUUUGGAAUGGUGUUGGUCGCUAGUGCCAAUUUGCUGGUGGUCUUAGUCAUGCAAGUAUUUCUCUAUUACAUUUACACGGAUCUUAGAUUUCUCGCAAGAACAUUCUCGAUCGCCGGCGGAAUUGCCGUUUUAUUAUCAGAAUCGUUUAUUGAUAAUAAAUCGACGUUCGCACGAGUUCCAACUCUUGACGAUCCAUUGGAGCCGCGUUCGAUUUUUCUUCUUGUUGGUAGAAUUUAUUUGAUUGGAAUGAUCACAUCUCUAAUUCAUAUCGAAGCUUCGUUCCUAAAGCUAAUCGAAGCGAUUGUCUCUUUCGGCUUCUUGUCCUUAUUAGUAAUUGGCUACAAAACGAAAUUGGUUGCUCUGAUACUUGCCACGUGGUUGUUCAUUCUUAAUUUCUUCAUAAAUAAUUGGUGGUCCGUCAAUGAUAGUAGGGCACAAGACUACACCAAAUUCGACUUCUUCCAAGUUCUUUCUGUUGUUGGAGGAUUAUUGUUACUUGUUCAAUAUGGUCCUGGUGGAUUAUCGAUUGAUGAUCAGAAAAAGCAAUGGUAG
Caenorhabditis bovis is the source of this 711-nucleotide messenger RNA. NCBI's taxonomy places the organism in Eukaryota, Metazoa, Nematoda, Chromadorea, Rhabditida, Rhabditidae. The record is from the annotation of a GenBank genome assembly.